AUGUCUCUGAAGCUUCUUCUCAUUCUUCUCUUCGCCCUGACCUCCAUCGCGGCGGCUCAAUCCGCCACCGCGGCCGAACCCAGCAAGGAAACAAGCCAUCUCCCCAAGCCUACUUCCGAUCCGCCGGCGGCAGAGCCGACGGUUGGAGAAACAAGGGAAGGUGCAGGGGCAGGGGAGGGCGAGGGGCAGAGGAAAAAGCACAUUGACAAGUCGGUGGCCGGCGGGGGAGUUAUAAUCGGCGGCCUUCUCACCGCCGUGUGUAUGGCGGUCUUCUGUUACAUACGCGUGACAAGGAAGAGAGACGACGAGCUGCCGAUGUUUGUGAACGGGAAAUCGACGGAUGCUCUGGCUUUGGAACGACAGUCGGUUACGUCAUCCCCUUCUUCUCACUGA
Linum tenue is the source of this 393-nucleotide messenger RNA. Lineage: Eukaryota; Viridiplantae; Streptophyta; Magnoliopsida; Malpighiales; Linaceae. The record is from the annotation of a GenBank genome assembly.